Centropristis striata (black sea bass) is the source of this 2272-nucleotide messenger RNA. RefSeq names its product chromobox homolog 7a (gene cbx7a). The record is from RefSeq and is a predicted model, not a curated record. NCBI's taxonomy places the organism in Eukaryota, Metazoa, Chordata, Actinopteri, Perciformes, Serranidae. Bases 213 to 1274 code for a protein of 353 amino acids. Gene Ontology annotation, biological process: negative regulation of transcription by RNA polymerase II. The transcript is spliced from 6 exons. Gene Ontology annotation, cellular component: PRC1 complex.
UUUUAAAAAGUGAGGCAGGCAGGCAGCUGGAGAGAGGAGUGAGGGCAGCGGAGACACUCAGCGCUCACAGCAAGUGUUCACACCGGGAGCGAGCGGAGGCAGGGACACUUUCCCCCCUGUCCACUGAAACUAUUUUUAUUUCAGCACUUCGACAAAAACAGCAGAGACCCAGUUUUGCGUGUUGUUUGGAGCGUGCGGAGCAGCGCGCGGAGAUGGAGCUGUCAUCAAUCGGAGACCAAGUGUUUGCUGUGGAGUCAAUAACAAAGAAGAGAGUGCGAAAGGGUAAUGUGGAGUAUCUACUGAAAUGGCAGGGAUGGUCCCCAAAGUACAGUACUUGGGAACCCGAGGACAAUAUUCUGGACCCACGCCUGGUGCUGGCCUACGAAGAACAUCAGGAGAAGGUCAGAGCUCUGGCCUAUCGCAGGAAAGGUCUCCGACCCAGGAGGGUCCUGCUGCGGAACAUCUUCGCCAUGGACCUCCGCAGUGCCAACAAGGUGUUGGAGAAGCCCCCGCCUCGACUGCGUCUCUCCCUCACUCGCUCCAUGAGCACAGAUGUGGACCAGGGCGAGCGGGCCAGCCUCUACCAGCGCCUCGCCAGGAGGAAGAGCAGGCAGAGGGUGUCCAAACGGGGACCACAGAGACCUCAGAACAAACCCACCAUGCUGCCACUGAUGAAGAGGGAGGAGCCCAUUGAGGAGGACUGGGGUGGCACCAGCGAAGAAGAGAAGCCUGAGUCCGAAGGCACUUCGGAGGAGAGACGUGACGACAGUUUAUAUGGUCGGUCAGAGUGCAGCUCCCCGCCGCUGCUGGAGCGUCAGGACUUAGAGAUGGAGCAGAAGGUAGACACUGACCUGACAGGGGUAGGUACAGAAACAUGGACAGGCGGAGGGACGGGACAGAACCAAUCAAAAGACAGUGCCUCGGUGCCUGAGGCCGUACUGGAAGAUGAGGUUUCGGUUGGCGACAGGUCAGACUGGGACGUAGGUGAGGAGUCAGAGUGUCCCACGUUAGAGUGCAGCGUUUGUCCCAGCAACAACACGACCUCGGUGGUAGUGAGCAUUCAGGGGAGCAGCGAGCCGGCAGGCGACUGCUCCGCUGCUGAGGCAGGAGAGGAGGAAGCUGGUGGAGACAAUCAGAGCGCUAACAUGAUGACAGCAGACAGUCAGACAGAAAAACAUCCCAGGAAGGUGAUUUUUACAGAUGUGACUAUCAACUCUCUGACGGUGACUUUUAAAGAAGCGAUGGUGGCUGAAGGCUUCUUUAAGGGCUAUUGAACGACGAGACAGAAAGAUCAAAAUAACCAUAAUUAUACUUGCCACUCAUUUUGUUCAUGUAAAUAGUUGUGUAUGUUCAGUAAUUCCACGUUUACAGCGCUAAACUCAUUUCCUACUGAGUUAAAUGAAGACAUUGUUGCCUUUGAAUUUAAAAAAUGAGUGGUAAUUUUAUCAUUGUGGCUCUUUUAUUAGAUGAGAUAGGAAGCCCGAGGCCCUGAAAUGUCCUCAAAUCAUCCAUCGCAGCCCAGCGGACUAGAUGGAUCCCAGUGGCAGGUUUCACUCCUGGGGUCACUGGGUUUACUGAGACAGAUGCAGAGACAGCAGACAGUCCACACUACUACUUCCAUGCAGCUACCUUUUUUCCAGUCGCACUCGGUCACACACUCGAAUCUGUUCUCGGGGCCUGUUUUCAGUCGCUCCUCUUUCUAACGAAUAAUGUUUUUGUAAAGAUAUCGCUCUUUUUUUCAGUAUUUGCACAGAGAUAACUGCAUGCCCCGUCAGUCUGUGCCACACAUGCACAAAGCCCUGUCCUGUGGUUUGUUGAAGAGGUUUAUUUAUGUCACAAAAGAAAUGAAACAAAGAGGAAAAAUCAAUGCCUGCCGCUUAUGAAGUUCUGCAUAUCAAGGAGGCUGGAUGCACAAAAAGAAGUCGUGUUUGCUGUCUGUCCGUCCUUUUACUUUUCAAGUAUGAAAUGCUACCUGGUUCUAUUUUUGUAUUACCAAUUGAUAGUCCACUCUUUUCACUAGCCUUUGUGCAUUUCAAAAGAAGAGGCAUCAGUUUACACCGCCGCUGUUCCGCUGUGUACAAAUGGAAGCAAAUGUACGUUAGGUCAGACUGUAGUGAGCUAUUAUUUAUUGCAUGUCACAUGUAUAAGCUAAACUAACUUAUGUCACUUAUAUGUGUCUUUCUCUGACAAAGAUAAACUGUCAAACAUGUCUUCUCUCUGAAAAAUUGAUUUUUAUUUUGACUGCAUUUCCAAUAAAUAUGUACUAAAAUAA